AUGGAGAAAGAACAAGAGACUCCAGAAUCCAGGAGUGCAGUUUCUUCUCUCUCAAUUGAAGACUCUACAGCUCCUUCUCCACCGACCGGGGUUAAACAGCUUGUGGAUUCUAGAGAGGCUGAAGGACAGUGGGUGUUUAGAAGGCGGCGAUCUAUUCUCUUCCCAAAUGGAGUAAAAGUUUGCCCAAAUGACAGUGUUACAGAGGCUGUGGCAAGCCAUGUGAAGUAUUUUAAAAUCCGAGUGUGCCAGGAAGCUGUCUGGGAAGCCUUUAGGACUUUUUGGGAUCGACUUCCUGGGCGUGAAGAAUAUAAUUACUGGAUGACUUUGUGUGAAGAUGGAACCACAAGUAUAUUUGAAAUGGGCACAAAUUUUAGUCAGUCUAGUGAACAUAGGAACUUAAUCAUGAAGAAACUGACUUACACAAAGGAAACUGUUAGCAGUUCCUGCCAGGACCAGGUUUGUGGGCCUGAAUUGUCAUCUCCAAUUCCUGUGGAUGAUGCUUCAACACUGGGAGGUUCCACUUUCAGUGCUCCAUAUCCAGGGGUGGCCUCCUCCCAUGAAGAUGUCUUAGAUAGGAGUUUGGAGUCACCAAAGGAGAGUAUUAGCAAUGAAAUUGAGAAUGUGACAGAAGAACCUGAAGGACCAGCAGCUGAACAGAUGGCGGAGUUCAGCAUCAAGCUCUUGGGGAAGCAGUACCGUGAAGAGCUGCGGGACCCCAGCAGCGCUCACUACCAGCACCUUGAACAGGAGUUUAUUUCAGAGGUUGAGAAUGCAUUUACUGGGCUGCCAGGAUACAGGAAUAUUCAUGUUCUUGAAUUUAGGUCUCCUAAGGAAAAUGUCAGUGGUAUAGAUGUUCUCUAUGCAGUCACCUUCAAUGGUGAGGCCAUCAGUAAUACCACUUGGGAUCUAAUUAGCCUUCACUCCAACAAGGUGGAAAACCAUGGCCUUGUAGAACUGGAUGAUAAGCCUACUGCUGCUUAUACAAUUAGUAACUUUAGAGACUACAUUGCUGACACACUUCACCAGAAUUUGAUGAUGGGGAAUUCUUCCUUGAAUCCAGAUCCUGAGUCUCUUCAGCUUAUCAAUGUGAAAGAAGUUAUGCUUCCCCAAACUAAAGACCUGGUUGAGGACACCCAUAGUUCAACUCUUCAGACACAAUUUGGUAUUCAGGAUAAUACCCUUCCAACUGAAUGGCCCUCAGCAGAUGAGCCUACCACCAGCAGUAUUUCACCACUUGAUUUCAGCUCUGGUCCUCCCUCAACCACUGGCAGGGAAUUCUGGUCAGAAAGUGCUCUAGGUGAUUUAGUAUCUGCACCUAAAUUAGCAUCUCCCACGAAGGUGGUCCUCAGUCCUUCUCUAGGGGUUUUAGAGGGCAGCAGCUUGACUCUUCAUUCUGUCACCCCAGCAGUGCUUCACACUGGCUGGCCUGUGGCUUCUGAGGAGAGGACUUCUGGAUCUCAUGGAUUAGAAGAUGAGUUAGUCAACGUUGAAGACUUAGAAGAUGUUCUUCCUGUUGUUCCAUUGCCUUCAAGUUCACCCAUUCAACCUGCGCCAAAAGAGGCAGUGUCUAUGGAAGACCUCAGCAUUCCCCUUGUGGCCUCCUCAUCUUCCCUGACCUCUUCUGUUACAACAGAUCUUGCUAAAGAUAAAACUGUACCUUUUGGCUUAGACCACUUUGCCUCCAAAGUCACAGGUCAAUUAGAAGUAAACCCUUUGUUUCCAGAUUCAUCUGUGGAAAACGAGUUUAUAUUUGAAAGUGGGUUAGGUUCAGGGUCUGGACAAAAGGCAGAUCUGAUUACUUGGCCAUGGAGUGAGACUUCCUUAGAGAAGAGCACUAACCCUCCAUCAAAGUCAUGGCUUGAAAGCGAGGAUUCACUCUUGCCAACUAUGGGUAUACAUGAGAAAGUACUUGCAGAUGAUAAAGUGGAUUCCACAGAUCAAAUUAGUGAGUAUGAAAAACACAAGCAUGAUGAUAGACUUACAAACGUUGUGGAGGAACAGUUCCUUGGUGGACCUACUAUGUCUAUCUUUGCAGACUCUGAAGCUCUGUCUGCAUCUCUGAGUUUUUCUAAGCACACACCAGAGGUGCCUGACCUUGAUUAUUACUCAGUUACCAAAGCACCUCUCUUUCUGGCAGCUACAGCAAUCUCCGAUUCUACUGAGAAAACAGACCAAGUGAAUGCCUUCCUAAAGGAGGAUACAGAACAAACAACAGAGUCAGCCAGCCAUGAAUGGCUUGACAGGAAGGCCUCAGUGGUGAAGCCAGAUAUGCAGCCUGUAUGGACUAUAUUGCCAGAAUCAGAUAGAGUUUGGGCAAGAACUUCUUCCCUAGGGAAAUUAUCCAGAGACACAUUGGCAAGUACACCAGAGAGUACUGACAGACUCUGGUUGAAAGCUUCCAUGACACAGUCUACUGAAUUGCCUCCAACUACCAGGUCCACCCUGUUAGAGGAUGAAGUAAUUCUGGGCGUACAGGAUAUUUCAUUAGAACUAGACCGGGUAGACACAGAUUACUAUCAGCCUGAGCUAAUCCAAGAGCAAAAUGGCAAGAUUGGUAGCUAUGUGGAAAUGUCUACAAAUGUUAACUCCACAGAGAAGCCUAUUAUGGCUCAGCCCACAAAAAGAGGUGACUUGAGUCACACCCAGACUGUAGGAGCAUUGGUGGUGUUCUUCAGCCUCCGAGUGACUAACAUGAUGUUUUCAGAAGACCUUUUUAAUAAAAACUCUUUGGAAUAUAAAGCCCUGGAACAAAGAUUCCUAGAAUUGCUGGUUCCCUAUCUUGAGUCAAAUCUCUCAGGUUUUCAGAACUUGGAAAUCCUGAACUUCAGAAAUGGCAGCGUUGUGGUGAACAGCCGAAUGAAGUUUGCUAAGUCUGUCCCUCCUAAUGUCAACAAUGCUGUGUACAUGAUUCUGGAAGAUUUUUGCACUACUGCAUACCAAACCAUGAACUUGAAUAUUGAUAAAUACUCCCUGGAUGUGGAAUCAGGUCAUGAUGCCAACCCUUGCAAGUUUCAGGCAUGUAAUGAAUUUUCUGAGUGUUUGGUCAACCCUUGGAGUGGAGAAGCCAAGUGCAGAUGUAACCCUGGGUACCUGAGUGUGGAUGAACUUCCUUGUCAGAGCCUCUGUGACCUACAACCUGAUUUCUGCUUAAAUGAUGGAAAGUGUGACAUUAUGCCUGGGCAUGGGGCCAUUUGUAGAUGCCGGGUGGGUGAGAACUGGUGGUACCGAGGUGAACACUGUGAGGAGUUAGUGUCUGAGCCCUUCGUCAUAGGCAUCACCAUAGCCUCUGUGGUUGGCCUUCUCUUCGUCUUCUCUGUCAUCAUCUUCUUCCUUGUUAGGACACUUCAAGCUCACACUGUUGAGAGAGAACGAGACAGACCUGGCAGGCAGCCUGAUGGCCUGUCAUCUGUUGAGAACGCUGUGAAGAACAACCCUGCAUAUGGAAGUCACAUGGCUGGGUGUGAACAAUAUGAGGAACCUUGUCCUCAGCACCCCUUCUGCGGCUCUGCUCGUCAAGAGGUGAUCGGGGGUUUGAGCAGAGAGGAAAUCAGGCAGAUGUAUGAGAGCAGUGACCUUUCCAAAGAGGAAAUUCAAGAAAGAAUGAGGAUUUUGGAACUGUAUGCCAAUGAUCCUGAGUUUGUGGCUUUUGUGAAAGAACAUCAAAUGGAUGACCUUUAACCUAAAUGCCUGUUUUUGACACCAAUCAGAAGUCUGGAGAAGAUGGAGAAUACUUGUUACCCAUCUUAAUAAUUAACCUGGAUUUUGAGUACUGUUGGAAGAAGAGAUUUUAGUUAAAAAAUAAAUGAAUCUGGGACAUACUUCUUCACCCUAGCUUAAGUUUUUGGGAUGUACCUAAAGUUGUGAACAUUUUUUUUCCUACAAAGACCAAGAGAUAUGGCUAAAAAAAUUCAAAGUGGCUUGAGUUCUGGUUCUAGAAAAUAUUCUAAAAAUAAACAACACAAACAAGCUGACAAAAACAAAAAAAAAUUAAAGCAAAACCAAAAUAGGACAUGAUAUUAGGAUUGCAGGGUGUUUGCUUCUGAACCUCUGAGGGGUCUCAUAAGAAUUAUGCUUUAUGUUUCCAACAGGAAAGUCUGGUGAUAUUACAGAGAGAUGUCAGCCAUAGAAAGCCACUAUUUUUAAGACAUAUUUGCUAAUGUUGAGUGAAAUAAGAAAGCCUUUGAAGUAAUUUUAAUAUAAAAUCAAUUAUUCAUUCAAAAAUGUUACUUUUUGAACAAAGUGCUGAAUUAAGAAACCUUUUGCAGUGUUAUAGAAAUAGUUUCGUAUCUGAUGUUCCUACUAGACUUUUGAAUUUCCUGAGUAUACCAAUCAAGACCACAGUAUUUCUUUGUUAGCUAUCUUUAAGAUUUUGAGUAGUAUAAGUGAAUAAAGUUUAGAUGGUUUCCAGUAGUCUAAAGACAAAUGUAAUCAUGUGGCUAGGGAGAGAGUGAUUAUUAAAUCAAGGCUACAGCACUGAGGAUCUACUUUGCCAAUUAAUUAUGGAUUGGUAGGUUUCUUGAUUGUUUCUGAAAUGGAAAAGUAUGUUGGACAAGUCCAGGAUAUUCUGGCAUCCCUGGCAUAUUAAUUUGGAAAACAGCACUUAACUACCUCACAUAGUGUAGAUGUGUUUGUCUGCAUUGCUUCUCUACGGUGUAAUACCUCCUGUGUACAUUAAUACAUACACAAAACAGCACAAAGCUUUAUUGCAGUUAAAAUAUUCUUAAUAUUUCCAGCUUGAAAAAAUCUGUACCAUAUAUAAGUUUUAACUGAUAGUGGACAUUUUUCCCUCCCCUGCCAGAAUUGUUUUGCAGGAUAGCUUUGGGUGAAAGCUAAAUACUUAUCACAAUUGAUUUUAAAUUCACAGGUAAUGGGUUAUUAGUAAUGUUAGCAUUUUAUGUGAAUGUUUCACAUUUGCAAAAACAGUUCUUUACCUCUUGAUUUUUUUUUUUUUUGACCAGAUGUAAUUAACUUGGGGUAAGAUAGCCAUAAGAUAAAAUACUUGGCUCAUUUACUUUUCUUAAUUUGAUGAUUAAAAGUUUCACUCAUAUGAGGUCAGCACAAACUAAAGGUCUGGACUGGGACAUGGAUCACUAAUACCAGGAAAACCUUGAAAAUAUCCAGGUAUUUUGCAAAGUACAUGUGGGUAACAGGAUCUGUUUAUACACACACAUGCUCCUAUCUCUGUGAAGGUAACUCCUUUAUCUCAGUAUUCUGUUUUAUUAGAGACUCAAUAAUAGGUCCUCAAUUAGUUCAUUAUGAGUAUAAGUUACUAAUGGGACAUAAUCUCCUGAGAUGAUUUGAAAAUUGAGUUAUCUUUAAAGCAUUGUAAGUGUUAAAGAUAUUUGCCACUAGUAAAUGCUUGAUAUUAUUUGUAAAUCUUUGAUAGAUUUCUGCUUAUGAUUUAAAACUUUUAAAUCAAAAUUAUUGUGUUAGAUAAAAAUGUUUCUUUAAAUCACAAAUUAACCUUAGUAAGUAACUCUUUGAGUGCUUACUAGAAGUAUUGUAGGUGGACAGUAGAGGUUGUCUAGAGCAUGCCACCAUGCCAAUCAUGUAGGAAAAGUACUGAGCCAAGGGAGGGCUGUUGUUUUCCAUGAGCCUAGUAGUGAAGUAGAGAUUUGGGAAUUCUGACACAUGUCACUGUCUCUAAUUUCCUCUUGCAUGACCUUUUCAUGAAAGGACAAAUUGUUUAGCCAUAAAUGAAAUCUGCUCCACACUAGUGAGCAAAGGAUUUCUACAGGGAAAAGAACAGGAGGCCUUAGCUUAGAAUAAAGCCUGUUUGCUUUGAGACAGGCUGUUAUAAUGUAGUAUAAACUGGACAUGAACCCACUAUAUAGUUCAGGUUGGCCUUGAUCUUGUGAUAAUCCUCCUAUCUUAGCCUCUUGAGUGCUGAGAUUAUGGGAAUCAGAGCAGAAAUAGACUUUUUAUCUUAUGUCUAAGAUAGCUGGACCAGAGUAGGAAAGAUUGAAGAAUAGUUUCUCCAGAAAAGAUCUGCUGUUCUGUGAGCAGGUAAAGGGUUGAAGAUGCCAUCAGUGAUGAGAAACCACCCACAAAGCUGCUUUUCAAAAGAGCUUUCCCAAGGCAACUUAAUGGCAUAGAGACAUUGAAAAGUCUUAGGCCAAACUCUGUAGGCUACAUGAUUGAGGGAAAAACUGUUCUGCCCAUUGGAAUAUUUCAAUUAGUCUAGUAAAUAAUACUCAACAAGACUAACAUGUUAUUUGAAAACAAUAAGAUGCAGUUAAGCAGUAAAAAUGCAUAGUAAAUAACCUUUCUUUAAAAUAAGGUUCUGAUUCAUAAGGUACUGGAGAGUCUUAUUCAAAGCCUUUGUAAUUAAGUUGCAUGUUUCUUUUAUCAAAGAUUCUAUAUAAAGAGGAAACUGUAAGUAGGACCACACUUUAAGCAUUGAAAUGGCUUAUGGGGAUUUGUUCAUGUUUGUGUGGCUCAAUAUUAUACUUGCAUACUAAAACAGGGGUAGAUUUUACUGAUCUCAUUCUACCUCUGUGGAGUAUCUUCUGCAGUAUCCAGUCAACUUGAGUUGGCUUCCCACCUUGCCUUGAGUUUUUUUUUUCUUUCUUCUUUUGGCCACAUAGUGAACUAUAAUGUAGUUGGAUGACUUUGACUUAAUACUGCCUCUGACAAAAAGAUGGAAACUGUGAAAACUUUCUUGUAGAUUCUAAAAUAUGUUGGUUUAAAUAUGAAACCUAACAUAGUUGCUCAUUUACAUGCUUGUUUUUAUAAGUUUGCCUUCCACUUCAUGAGUUUGUAUGAACUAAUUGCCUAAAAAGAUGCAAUUCUCAUGUUUUCAACAGUGGACACCUUGACACUACUACUUUGCUGAAUUUCCAUUUUUCAAUGGAAAGAGAGGACAGCAUAUUUAUUCUAUAAGAAAAUAGAUGAUUUAUGAGAAUUACUUGUUUAUUAAAUUAUGGUGUUUUAGCCAAGAAAAAACAUGGGUCAGUUUUUCUUCCCUAAAAUGUUUAUAACCAUUUCUUGUAGAAAUGGGUAAGACCAGUCUUAACUAACAACUCAGCUUCAGUGAAUCAGCCCUAGCUCAUUCUAUUCCCAAGUAUGAAAUCAAUGCAGAAAUGAUGUGAAGGUCACUUUUCUCAAGUCUCAUGCAUUGUGUUCCACAAAGGAUUCUGGCUGAAUAUGGGAAGAUAGGAGGGUCUCAUAAUGUAGUUGUUGAUGACAAGAAUUCGCCUGGAAAUUUUCUCAACUUGUAAUUUAUUACUCUCAACUUUGUAAGUGACAGAUGAAACCACUCCCCUCAGGGUAGUAAGUCACUAGCUAAAACAUAGUAGUAAACGUACAGUUACUACUCAGCCUAGACUAAAUGACUCCAAAUCCUGUGUUUUUCUCCCUGGUAUAUUUGAUUACCUCUUUAGAGAUUAAGGAAAUAUGUGGAUAAAAAUAAGCAUGGCA
Molecule: messenger RNA, 7419 nt
Organism: Jaculus jaculus (lesser Egyptian jerboa)
Lineage: Eukaryota; Metazoa; Chordata; Mammalia; Rodentia; Dipodidae
Gene: Impg2
Product: interphotoreceptor matrix proteoglycan 2
Exons: 20
Coding region: 1-3678 (1225 amino acids)
Biological process (GO): visual perception
Molecular function (GO): heparin binding; hyaluronic acid binding
Source: RefSeq, a predicted model, not a curated record